Messenger RNA from Lycium ferocissimum, 399 nucleotides. RefSeq lists its product as uncharacterized. The transcript is spliced from 2 exons. The record is from RefSeq and is a predicted model, not a curated record. NCBI's taxonomy places the organism in Eukaryota, Viridiplantae, Streptophyta, Magnoliopsida, Solanales, Solanaceae. Bases 1 to 399 code for a protein of 132 amino acids.
AUGGGACUAAGCCAGAGUAUGCAAAAGCUGUGGAUUGCUUGGAUCCACACUUAUUGCAUAAAAAUGCAACUGCUGGAGAAUAUGGAGAGCCCUAAACAAGCCUCAUGGAUGGAACCUGAGAGGGACUGUGUGUCAAGUGCCUUGAAGAACUUGACAUGUCAUAAUGUGGCUGAACCUAAACAUGUGUUUAUCCUCUGGGUCGCUUUGCAUGGUAAGCUUAGAACAAAAGAUAGAUUAAUUCAAUGGGGAUUGAUAAUGGAUGAGAAAUGUGUUUUCUACCAGGUGAUGCCUGAGACUGCUGAGCACUUAUUUUUUUGGGGCAACACUACAAAAGGAGUAUGGCAAAGUAUUCUGGGGUGGAUGAAAUGGCAUAGAGCUGUGACUACAUGGAAUGAGUAA